Molecule: messenger RNA, 457 nt
Organism: Lolium rigidum
Lineage: Eukaryota; Viridiplantae; Streptophyta; Magnoliopsida; Poales; Poaceae
Product: 60S ribosomal protein L37-2-like
Biological process (GO): translation
Cellular component (GO): cytosolic large ribosomal subunit; ribosome
Molecular function (GO): RNA binding; structural constituent of ribosome
Source: RefSeq, a predicted model, not a curated record
GGUACGGGCAGCUUCGGCAAGCGCCGGAACAAGACGCACACGCUGUGCAUCCGCUGCGGCCGACGCAGCUUUCACCUGCAGAAGAGCACCUGCUCCUCCUGCGGCUACCCUGCCGCUCGCAUCCGCAAGUACAACUGGAGUGUGAAGGCUAUCAGGCGCAAGACCACUGGAACUGGAAGGAUGAGGUACAUGCGCCAUGUGCCUCGCAGGUUCAAGAGCAACUUCAGAGAAGGUACCGAGGCUGCCCCCAGGAAGGCAGCUGCCGCCAACUAGGUCUGAUUUUGCCAUCGGGAAUCCCGUGAAGUUAGAAUUUGAAGACUUUUACUUUGAUGAUUGUACCGUCUAAGCUAUUGUUGCUAUAGCAUUCAGUAUGGAUCUGAUAUGUUUUGUUGCAUGAUGUUGAAAUUUGACCUCUAAAUCUUGAGCAAGAGCAAAUUUGUGCGGAGUUUAUGUGCUA